GAGUCAGGUCCAUCACCACCACCGCCAUCCGGAAUACUCCGGUCAACAUGGCAUAUACUGUUUAUGACGAAGAUACUCUAGGAAACAAACCGCCUGUGCUGGUGCUGCACGGGCUCUUCGGCUCGCGAAAUAAUUGGAAUUCAUUGUCAAGAUCUCUGAAUCGACAGACAAAGCGAAAGAUCAUCGCAGCUGAUUUUAGAAAUCAUGGGGAUUCUCCCCACACCCAGAAGAUGACGUUUCAGAACCUGGCCUGGGAUAUCCAGCAUUUGCUGGACAAAUUGAACAUCAAGGAGUCGAUCCUCUUAGGGCAUAGCAUGGGAGGAGCUGCAGUCAUGUUCACAGCCCUGACCUAUCCCUAUCUUCUUGAGAAACUCGUUGUUGUGGACAUGUCUCCAGUGAAGACUAGAUCUGGUCCCCUAGAGAUAUCAGGAAUUAUGUCUGCCAUGAAUUCUGUUGAUUUCAGAGGUCUUCAAACUCUCUCUCAGGCACGGCAGCACGCGGAUAAAGUGCUUUCUGAAACAAUUCGGUCCUCAACUUUACGUCAGUUUCUCAUAACGAAUGUAAAGGAGGAAUCCCCGGGGUCUUUCAAGUGGAAAGUCAAUGUCCCGUCGCUGAUGGAACAUUUUGGGCCAGAAAUUGUAGGUUUCCCCGCGUUGCUUGCUAGAUUAGGCGGUAAGACAUUCACCAAGCCAACAUUAUUCAUAAGUGGUGGACGGAGUGAUUACAUGACGAAAGAGGAUCACCCUGGCACCAGAAAAUUAUUCCCGGGUGCCGAAUUCGUGUACAUAGAGGAUGCUGCUCACUGGUUGCAUGUAGAGAAACCAGUAGAGUUCUUGAAAAUAGCCUCGGACUUUAUAAAUUCAUAGUGCAAAGGUUAGAUAAUGGAUUAGAUAAUUUUUUUUAGAGAGAUUUUGACAUUGGAACAUGUCAUUAUUUUUCAUUGGAUGACUUCCAACGGUGUUAAUUAAUUUUUCAGUGGCAUUUAUUAGAGAAUAGGGAUUUCAACGAAAUAAAUACGGGCAUAUAACAA
Molecule: messenger RNA, 1030 nt
Organism: Fopius arisanus
Lineage: Eukaryota; Metazoa; Arthropoda; Insecta; Hymenoptera; Braconidae
Product: alpha/beta hydrolase domain-containing protein 11
Exons: 3
Coding region: 48-866 (272 amino acids)
Cellular component (GO): mitochondrion
Molecular function (GO): carboxylic ester hydrolase activity
Source: RefSeq, a predicted model, not a curated record